UUUUUACAUAUAUAUGGUUACAACAUUACGCAUAUUUACAGAGAUUUAUAUGUUAUUUUAAUAAAAUUGCAUUUGUUCAAAUAUAUAUUUGCAGAUCUCGGAUAAUCAUGUGUUACUGUAUAACACUUGUAUAGUGAAAAAUAAAUUGCUAAAAGAAUAACAACACUCACUAUAUAAUUCUUGUUCUAUAUAUUGUAUAUGAUGUAUAGUGAUUAUGUAUUACACAAGUACAAUAAGCGCAUAUUGCAACAACACAAUAAUACGGCCAUGUACAAAUUGUGUAAGAACGAAAUAAAAGUCGCAUUUAUACUUCAUGUCGACGCAACUUUAGAAAAUAGCCCGAAGGUUCGUCCCCUCCUGUCGAUUGGUAUCACGAAUAGAUACGAUUUGGAAGAAUCCAAUGUUCUCUCGGAUCGUUCGAGUGCCUUCGUCCGCCGGUUGAAUUUCGCGCGUUCCCACGAUUCUCGAAGUAGGAAGUCGCGCGGAAGCGGCGCCGCCAUCUACCGAGCGGUCGAGGCGAUCGAUGAAACCGGAAGCCGGGCGGCCCGUUCUCGCGUACAGAUGCCUCGCCAGCGUUGGCCACAGUAGGCCACAUGUGUCUCGCGCACCGCUUUCCCGUGGAAAAGGCUCUCGCCGAAAAUGCGCCGUGUUUACGUAAUCGCGAGCGGUAACGCGAUGUCAGGCCGGUUCUCGUAGACGCGCGCCAUUCGUUGUGAGCACCGUACGCAUUCGCAUUGGACACAAAGCUAAACGCGCCGUGUCGCGGGUUUAGUAGCAGCGGCCGCCGAGAAAAACCGGACCGUGUGGCAGCCUGUGUGUGCGCGCCCCGUUGUCCGCUACCAGCGCUCUCGCGGUGAGUCCUCACGGGCGUAUGCUGGCGCAAGACGGUACGCAGUUUCGAUCGUAUCGCGAGCUCGCGCCGGUCGCUCGUCAAUAUCGCCGCUAAAGCGCCGAGUCAGCGCGCCUAACCCAUACGCCGAGCACGAGGCGCGCGCGCGCCUCGUCGCGAUUUUCGCCGCGGCGAUCGAACGUGGGCCGAGCGUCGCGUAGCGCCUCAGCGUAAUUGUUCAUUCGGUGUAGCGCGGCCGCGUGUUCGCAGUGCAGACACUGCGCGCGCCCGCUUCAGAGAGGGAGAAGCCGUCGCCGACCCUGUACUGUCUCCUGAAGUCUUCUUCUUCCUCGGCGCAUUCCCAUUCGCAUGCGAGAGAGAGUCGACAUGAGGGAUCUCCGUGCCCCGAGAUUGUGAAGUGGAGGUUACGUCUGCGUGAAUUAGGCGCGCGUGCGUGCGUGCGAGCGUCCCUCGACUCCCCCGCGGACGCGUUUCUCGCGUACCGAGCGCGCGCGCAACGUGCGACCUCGUGUUUUUGUCCUCACGGUAGUGCACCUCGUGUGCCAGCAAGAUGGCGGCCAAGGUAGCCAGUGGCGCGCAGGGCGGUAGCGAGCGGCCGGAAGGCCCCGGUCAGUCCUAUGCCAGCGUGCUGAACCCGAAGAGCGGCAUCGAGAGCCGAGCGAAUACCUGCACGGGCAACAACAAAGAGAACAUGGGCGGCCAGUCGGUCAACCAGGCAACGACGGCGCUGCAACACCAGCGACAGUUACAUCAUGGUCAGCAACAGCAGACGACAGCUGUGCAGAAGGAGCAGAACGCGCCGUCGAACAUAGUGAAGGGCAAGCCCUACCAGAGAGCCGGCCAGCCGACGGCCCAGUCUACGGCCAAGUGUUCGGACAAACGUUUCCGCAGUGACAGCCCGUCGAACGUGUCGUGGAGUGUUCUCGUCGACAUGGAGCUCGGCGUCCGUAAGGAGGCGCUGACCGCGUCGCCGCGUCGCGACAAUGACGUCGACCGGCAGUUGAACAACGGCGACGUGGGCAGUGACGGCGAGUUCCAAACGGUCGCGCCGAAGAGCGCUCGGCGCAAGGAGAAGUUGCGCGAGCAGCAUCAGCGAGACCAUCACCGGGAACGUCAUCGGUUGCGCGACAACAACAGCCGGCACCAAGCACGUGGUGGCGUCGGUAGGGGCGGCAGCAAUGAGAGGGCGCACAAGGAACAACGUGGUGAUCGUAACGUCGCCUUCGUCGUCACUGCCGCCGCCGCUUCCACCACCACUGCCACCGAGCACGGUCCGAGGGAGAUUCAUCGGGCGGACGAUCAGGAUGCCGAGACCGAGGCGCAAUCCGUACCCCCACCACCCCCCAUCAAAUACGUCGAAGCGCCGUUGCCUGCGGUGAAUCCCUGGACGAGGAGCAGAACGUUGACGACGUUGCAAAACGCCACAAUGCCGGCUUCCACCAGCGUCGUCCCCGUGGCACCCGUGCCGGUCGACAGACAAAGCGAGAGGGAGAAAAGGGUGUUGCAGCCGCAGCAGCAGCAGGGAGCGACCACCGAAAAUGGUGUCGGCAGCAGUGCUCAGCCUACGAUCGUCAAAGCUUCUCGAGAUAGGAGAAAAUUCAACCAAAAGGCAAGUGACUUUACGGAUAUCGGGGACUGGCCAACCCUAGGAACACAGGGAGAGAAAAAGGCAACCACGUCACCGCCGAAGCAAAAUGGUACCGCUGAGCCGAACAAUUCCAAAGAGAGUAGCACCAGCAACGUUGAGAGCAGGGGGAAAGAGAAUAAGGAGCAGAACCACUGCCAAGACGAUAGUGACGAGCAUACGGAUAACAAUGAAAAGAAAAGGAAAGUAAAUAAGCAAAAAUGGGUUCCGCUGGAGAUCGACCUGGCAAAAAACCGUGGUAAACGAGAACGCUCGCCGAAGUAUCAGAACCAGAGGGAAAGGAACGGUGAAGAUGGUGAACAAACGUGGCGCGAGAGGGACUAUUAUGACCGAUCGACGGGGUACAGCAAUUAUCGGGGUGGUCGCGGUGGUAGAAGUUACAGAGGCCGAGGACGCGGUGGCGGACGUGGUGGCGGUCGAAGUAGUAGCUUCAGACAUCGACAAGAGCAAGAGUAUCAGAAUUAUGCUGGCACGGAUUACUUGCAGGUGCUUAAAUACGAACAACCAGAUCCUGCCUACAUGAUGGGGCAAUGUUUGGGAACGUUCUAUUAUAAUAAUUAUAUUAAUUUAGAUACCAACACGUUAAAGGAAUAUAUACGGAAACAGAUAGAGUAUUACUUCAGCGAAGAGAAUCUUAUGAGGGACUUCUACCUUCGUCGCAAAAUGGAUGUUCAGGGAUUUUUACCUAUCACUUUGAUCGCAUCUUUUCAUCGUGUACAAACUUUAACAAAUGACGUGCGUUUAGUGACAGAGGCAAUUAUGGAAUCUGACCAACUAGAAUUGGUGGAUGGGUACAAGGUCAGAACAAGGUUUGAUCCGUCGAAAUGGCCUAUCCUAGAUAGAGCGGACAAACCAUUGUUUUCAGAUUCUUCGGAAUUAUUUAUGCCGCCUCAAAGUGAAAUAAUACCCCAUAUACUUGAAAGAGAAUUUUAUCCUGCCGCGAGGCCUUUACCUAGCAUACCCGAGCCCAUCGUAAUGCCAUUUAUUCUUCAAACUGAUCACACUAUUCCGAUACCAGGAACAUGUGACGAAUCGGAAAGCGUUUCUUCGUUGAUAGGCGAGACUUUAAACCCCGAUGUGCCAGAGUUUAUACCAACGGAAUUGACAGGAAACAGCAAUGACUUACCUACAGCUACGAAUGAAAGUAAUGAAACGAAGAAUGAAAAACAGCCAGUAAAAGCGAAAGAGAUCGUUUCCGAAUCAACAAGUAGCACUCCUACUUCUAAUCAUAAUCUUUGUACGAAGGAAGACAAUAAAUCAUCAGCGAUGACAUAUUCUUCCACUUCAAACUGCUCGCCAGAGGAACAUGGAAAAUCAAAUUCAUCAAACGACGAUGUUUGGCAAGAGGUGAAAAGAAAAGUUAAGCAGCCACACAAAGAGAAAUCCGAGGAGAAAAAGAAGACCAAUGUUAACAAGGACGAGGAACGGGAGGAACUGGACUUCCAAUUCGAUGAGGAAAUGCCUCUGACUGGUCGAAAUAAUGCCUUCUCAGAAUGGUCCGAAGAUGAUGAAGAUUAUGAACUGUCGGAUAGAGAUAUUAAUAAAAUCCUUAUCGUCACGCAAACGUCUAGACCUCCGAAGCAUGAAGGUUACGACAGAACUGGAGACUGGGUUACGAGAGUAAAAAUGAGUCGAGAUUUGGAGCGGGCUAUUAAUGAUGGAUUAUUUUGUUACGAAGAAGAUUUGUGGACACAGGAUCGUCAAAGGUACGGCUCUUCUUCGUCUAUUGGAAGUUAUAAGACCAUCAAUGUGAUUAGCCAAGAGGAUUUCGAAAAAAUGGCACCGAAAGCUCCUAGGAAAGCGAAUCCGGAAGUACCGCCGCCACCUCCUUCUAUUGCAGACGAUUUGGAAAUCGUGCAAUCGUCAUUACAGCUUCCAUCUACGAGUCAAGAGUGUCAGGAAAGAAAAGAUCGUAGGACAGAGAAGAAUCGUUGGAACGAGAAACCAAGGGUAGAAAGAGAAGAGCGAAGAGGGGCUCCUCGUUUCUUCGCCGUUGUGAAAGAUGGGCCGUCGGUUGAUCCGAGAACACCGCGCAAAAGGAAAACCCGUCACAGCAACAACCCUCCAGUGGAACAUCAUGUCGGUUGGAUCAUGGACGUUCGAGAGCACCGCCCCCGAACAUACUCCACGGGGAGUAGCGCGGGAACCAGUCCUAACGAAGGCUAUUUGUCGAGUAGUUACGGCAGCGUGCCACAGGCUCUACCUACGUUCCAACAUCCCAGCCACGCUUUGCUGAAGGAAAAUGGUUUCACCCAGCAGGUGUAUCACAAGUAUCAUUCGCGUUGCCUAAAAGAACGCAAGCGAUUAGGCAUUGGGCAGUCACAAGAGAUGAACACUCUCUUCCGUUUCUGGUCGUUCUUCCUGCGUGAAAAUUUCAAUCGUACCAUGUACGAAGAAUUCAGGACUAUUGCCAAAGAGGAUGCUUCCGAAGGAUACCGAUACGGGCUAGAGUGUCUGUUUAGAUUUUAUAGUUAUGGUUUGGAGAAGAAAUUCAAACAUCAAUUGUACAAAGACUUCCAGAUGGAAACGAUAUACGAUUAUGAAAGUGGUCAACUGUAUGGACUAGAAAAAUUCUGGGCAUUUUUGAAGUAUUACAAGAAUUCUGAUCAACUUCAUGUGGAACCUAAAUUGAAGGAGUACCUAUCGAAAUUCAAGAAUAUCGAGGACUUCAGGGUAGUGGAACCACAGAUACUUGAGAUGCUGCACGUUGCGAAGAAGCGCAACAGAAGCGUAUCCGAAAGUGCUAGCGGCGAAGACGUGCGAACGAGCAGAGAACGCCGACUCUCGGGUGGCUCCAGCACCGUCACACUGCCAACCACAAAUUCCGAAAGUAGUAACGCGCAAAAGUCACGCAUGGAGCUGGCGAAUUCGCAGUUCCGCAACAGAGCCAGUUCCUUCGGUUCCGGCAGGCUAACGAGCCAUCCUCGACGAUGGAACGACCCAACGACGUCGUCGUCGUCGUCGUCGACCAGCCAGCGAGAUCUCAACAAGCAACAGCCUCGUAGUAGGCACAAUUCCGGUUCCUGCACGAAAUCUCACGAAGUGGUGAACAAGUCGCAAGUCACUGCCAGAGAUCGUACUCAACUCAACUCCAAGCCUGAAACGAGCAAGUUCGUCACGAUGAAGAUGGAGAGCGGCUCUACGUCCUCCUCCCAAAAAUGAGAAACUCAGUUGCGGUGCGCUGAUGAUGCGCGCAUAAACUCUUCGAGCGACUACGAAGGCGAAAGGAAGUGUUGUAUCGUGUCGCCUUCGGCGAUGGAACGGUGUUUCACCGUAACGUAUACAUGUGGAGUGACAGUAAUCGAUGAAUACUACAGUGCUUAACGAUGCACCGAUAACGGUCUGAAAGAAAAGAGAGAAGAAAUGCGAGGAUCGCCGAUUCUCGGGAUCGUCGGGGAAGUCGUCGUCGUGUAAAAGCAUUCACGGAAUGUACAUGCACAACGCUAGAUUUAUAAAUGUAACGUUACUCGUAAAGUAGUAUCUAAUUUUUACUCAAGUCCUUUUAUCCAGCGGUGCAUAGCCAUCGUUUCACGCGAAAUAUUUUUACACGCUUCUCUCUUCAUUACUUAUGACAUUUAUAUUACAUUAUGAGAUGUGACAUAACUAAGAAUAGGGAAUGAAAGAGAGAGACGAUGAGUACCGGAUACGUGUGUGCAUGAAGAAGAAAUCUAAAUUAUGUAAAUUUAUUCAAACAUUUUUGCCCACAAGUUUUAUCUUGUGUUUUAACAUUUAUAUAUAUUUUUUUUCCCCGCAAUAAAGGAAACUCUUCAUAUCUUUACAUCAAGAGAAUAAGUGCUUUAUAUGGAAAUGUGAAGUGUGUUUAUCUGGGAUAGAGAGAGAGAGAGAGAGAGAGAGAGAGAGAGAGAGAGAGAGAGAGAGAGAGAGAGAGAUUAAACACAUGUAUUCGGUAAACAUCUCACAUUAGAUCCGCUCGAUUCAUUCGUUCCUUUUACACUUUCUUCGCUCCUUCAUUCUCUCCGGUAUUUUAAUAUACAUUUAUUACAUCUCAAACAAAAAGCGUUAUGAGAUGCGACUGAAAUAAACAGUCCUAUCAUUAUUUGAAUAUACAUACAAAAUUGAGAGGUUAUUAAUGAUGGGUUACAGCUGCACAACUAUUUAAUUUGUGCUAUCUUUUGAUUAUGGAGAUCGAAACUAGAAUUUUCUUUUGAUUAUUCAACAUUUUUCAUUGAAAGAUGCACUUCCCUUUUUUUUUCUUUUUGCCUUUUUGUAAUAAGAAUCUUUCUUUAUAGUAAGUACUUUUUUACGCCGUUGAAUGUGCGCUUUUUGUUAUUCAGUGCACUCGAAGUUUGAUAAUGUUUUUUAAUAAUAAGUGCACUCGGUUCAUAUGAUUGGUACGAAAUUUAUGUCUCCAAAGUUAACAAUGAUAAAGAUUUUUUAGUCAAGUAUAGGCAUAGUUCUCGACAAGUCUUGUACAAUCGUAAAAUCAUGAAUCUAUUUAUGAACUUAAUGGAUAUAAGGAUUUAAGAGAUAUUUCUUUAAAUACAAUUAUAAAUAUUAUUUAAUAUGAUAAUAGUUUGCAUAUUGAUUUCAUUAGAACGGACUACUAUCAGACUCAUAUUAUCGCUGAGCUUGUAAUUUUAUUCAUUACAAACAAUUUUGCCUUGCUAAAUAAAUGUUAAAUCUAAUAAGCGUAUAAUACAAAUACUUAUAAUGCCGUUAUUUUAAAGGAAGAAUAAGCCUAUAUACAUAUGUGUAUUAUACACUGUCUCUUUGCGCACGUUGCUGUGUAAAAGAUAGCCUUAAGUAAGAAACAUUAGAUGAGAAGGAAUUUUCUUCAAGAACUAUGCCCAUGCUGCUAAAAUAUAUCCAUUGCAUUAAAAGUAAUAUUAUUCAUAACUGAAUAGACCGCGCUUUUCUGUGACAGUCAUAAUAAUUUUUACAAAAGAUAAGAUCGCUUCCUCCACCUCGAUAAAAAUUCCAUUCAAAUAUGGUAGUAACAGUUGUAAGAUGUUUCACGUUGAACGUUUUAUAGUCUGUUUUUCAAGAUUCCCAUAUUUUGCGCAUAAAUAUUUUCUACUGAUUUUACGUUUGCCAUAUUUGAUUCUCGACCGCGUAAGCGUUUAUUUCAAGUUCCUGUGUCCUCGCUAUGGCUAUUUUCAUUUUAUGAAAUUAGAAAAGCGAUAAAUCGUAUAUUAAAAUCUAUUGCGGUAUACGUGGAGAUAAAAGAAUAUUGUUUCAGCAUUCAGUACAUUUGUAAAAGUGUCUGGACGCUUUUCUCGAAUCUCAACAAUAAUAGCUGAAAAUUACUCCUUAUCUACAAACUACUUUGCUAUGCUUUAAGACGUAAACGAUAAGCAAAACGACUAGUUACCAUCGUUUAUUAGAAUUUACAAUCGACUGUGGCUGUUCAAUUUAUUUACGUCUUAAGGCUUUAGAAUAAUCUGUCCUUGUUUAAUGACGUUAGAAGUAGCAACGCAUGCCAGUUCACAGCGAGUACUUAAAACAUGGUUAGAUAAGAACUUAAAACAUGGUAGAUAAGAACUUAGUGCAAAAUGUAACUUACGUUCUUACACUAUUCUUUUUUCAUGAUUCUGUUACGUUAUCAUUUUAUGGCUAUUCAUUGAUUUCUCGGGUAAAAAAAAACAUCCGGAUAUUUUUGCAAGUGUGCUAAACCGAGUGCUAUUUUGUGCGAUAUAUUUCUCUUAUCUCCACACGUACCGUAAUAUAUUUUGACAGUUUCUCGCUUCUGACGUCAUCAAACAAGGACAGCCAAAGCGAGGACACAGCAAUCUUAAUUCACCUAGAAAGGUUAACGUAUUGACGCCUGCUAAAACUUGCGUUCACUCGAAAACAUCCGGAUUCGAGGUCAUCGGCAGAAAUCGUAGUAUGCUAUUGCCUAUUCGUUGAACGAAUUUACAUACGUGAACUUUUUUGCGUGUGUGUAUAUAGGCGUCGACCGAAUGAUGGAUCUAGCAAAAUUCUGCGUCUCGAAAUCGAGCGAAAGGAAAUCUUUGCACGAUCGAUUCACACACGUCAUUUAUUCCGCAUCAUGCAAAAAUCGACGAGUUCGUUGAGCAUUUGUAAAUAGAAAAUAAGCACUGAGCCCCUUGAUCGGCGAAUCGAGCGAAUCGGCGAAUUCUAUCGGCAGAUUUUAGUCCAUUAUUUUUAAGCAAACCG
Molecule: messenger RNA, 8633 nt
Organism: Dinoponera quadriceps
Lineage: Eukaryota; Metazoa; Arthropoda; Insecta; Hymenoptera; Formicidae
Gene: larp
Product: la-related protein 1B
Exons: 17
Coding region: 1401-5657 (1418 amino acids)
Biological process (GO): mRNA stabilization; positive regulation of translation
Cellular component (GO): cytosol; cytoplasmic stress granule
Molecular function (GO): RNA cap binding
Source: RefSeq, a predicted model, not a curated record